CUGCUGCUGCUAAGUUAACAAAUUUCACGUCACAUGCCGGUGAUAAUAAACCUGAUUCUGAUUCUGAUUCAAGAACCUAUCAAAUUCCUUUUACUGACACCGCUACAACGUGUUUUUAUCGCUGGCUGUCCAGACGGAAGGUGCUGAAACGCUUUGUCGCGUGUCUGGAAGAAGUGAAAACUUUCCUGGGCAGCAAAGGGCUCACCUUUCCUGAGCUGGAACAGCCAGAGUGGCUGGAAAAGCUACACUUCAUGGUAGACAUGACAGCGCACCUGAACACGCUGAACACAGCUCUUCAGGGGAAAGGACGUACAGCCCUGCACAUGUUGGAGGAUGUUUUGGCAUUCGAGCGCAAGUUGACAGUGCUUGCCAGAGAUUUACAGAAAGGCACUUUGUCUCACUUCCCCAAUUUGAGAGAGUUCAAACAAGGUCACGACAUGAUAAUUUCGGAGUAUUUACAUUCUGCAAUCAUCGCAAUGCAAACAUCGUUUGGGAAACGCUUCUGUGAGUUCAGAGAGGAAAAAAACACAUUAUCCUUCCCGGUCACUCCCUUAAGCAUCGAUCCUUCCCUACUGAAUACGACUGCAUUGGCAGGUGUGAGUCAACCUGAUCUUGAGAUGGAACUGGCCGACAUAGCCGACAAAGACAUAUGGGUGUCCAAGUUUAGACGCUUGACAGCAGACCUUGAAGAUGUUGCCCGUCAGAAGGCCGUUCUUGCUCAGAAACACAAAUGGAGUGAUAUUGAAAACCUCACAGAUGACAGCUUGCGAUCCUGUGUAAAGAUGAAGGUGACAUCAUACAGCCCUGAUGUGCAGACGCUGUGCGCUGAGGUCCAGGAGCAGAAAUCCCAUUAACCAAGAUGACAGCUGGCUGACGUUAUUUUUGGUUUGCUGCUGGCGGAAAAUUUAAGUUCAGCGUUUUUCAUAAAUACAAGAAGGACUCAAAUAGACAUCGAGUAUUUUACUUAAAAGUAACUUUCAACCCAACGUCUUUUUUUCGGAGUUCAAAAUGUUUUUGUUGCAUGCAGAAAUGUAAUUUCGUUUUCUCUGCAGGAGUUCAUCAAUUUCAUAAAUGCAACACAUUAUAGUUUGUUUAUACAUAGCAUAAAGGCAAAAAAAAACGUUGUAUGCAGUGUUAUUUCAUUUUAAAUGUCAAACGGGUUUUGCGGCUCCCAGUGUUUUCUUUUCUGUGGGAAACGGGUCCAAGUGGCUCUUUCAGUGGUAAAGGUUGCUGACCCCUGGUCUAGGCCUUUCAACAUUCGAAAGGUUUCAAUGAGAUCCCCCCUCAUCCUUCUGA
Messenger RNA from Hypanus sabinus (Atlantic stingray), 1296 nucleotides. RefSeq names its product general transcription factor II-I repeat domain-containing protein 2-like. The coding region runs from base 252 to 854 and encodes 200 amino acids. The transcript has 3 exons. NCBI's taxonomy places the organism in Eukaryota, Metazoa, Chordata, Chondrichthyes, Myliobatiformes, Dasyatidae. The record is from RefSeq and is a predicted model, not a curated record.